Messenger RNA from Lolium rigidum, 2277 nucleotides. RefSeq names its product subtilisin-like protease. Gene Ontology annotation, biological process: proteolysis. The coding region runs from base 1 to 2277 and encodes 758 amino acids. The transcript has a single exon. Gene Ontology annotation, molecular function: serine-type endopeptidase activity. Lineage: Eukaryota; Viridiplantae; Streptophyta; Magnoliopsida; Poales; Poaceae. The record is from RefSeq and is a predicted model, not a curated record.
AUGGCAAGCUUCAGGGUCUCCUUCCUCUCCCUCCUUCAGUUCCUCCUCCUCGCCCUUACCUCCGUGGAGGGCGCCAGCGACGAGUACAACACGUUCAUCGUCCACGUGCAACCGCAGGCCAACCACAUGCUGGAGACGCCGGACGACCGGAAGGCGUUGUACCAGUCGUUCCUCCCCGACCAUGGCCGUCUCCUCCACGCGUACCACCACGUCGCCAGCGGCUUCGCGGCCCGGCUGACGCAGCGGGAGGUCGAGGCGAUGUCUGCCCUGCCCGGGUUCGUCGCCGCGGUGCCGAACCGGGUAUACAAGCUGCACACGACGCACACGCCACAGUUCCUCGGGCUGAAUUCCCAGCAGGGCACGAGGAACAAUUCCUUGGGAUCUGGCGACGGCGUCAUCAUCGGGGUACUCGACAGCGGCGUCACUCCCGACCACCCUUCCUUCAGCGGCGAUGGUAUGCCGCCGCCGCCGGCUAAGUGGAAGGGGAGGUGCGACUUCAAUGGUCGCUCUGUGUGCAACAACAAGCUCAUCGGUGCUCGCGUUUUCCACACUGCCGUCGCUUCUGGAAACGGCACCUCCUCUAGCGGCACGCCGCCGUCGCCGAUCGACGAGAGCGGGCACGGCACGCACACCGCAAGCACGGCGGCGGGAGCAGUCGUGCCAGGCGCUCAGGUGCUUGGACAGGGCAGGGGCACUGCGUCCGGGAUAGCACCCCGUGCUCACGUUGCAAUGUACAAGGUGUGCGGCCUGGAGGACUGCAACAGUGCCGAUAUGCUCGCUGGCAUCGACGCCGCCGUGUCUGACGGCUGCGACAUACUCUCCAUAUCCCUUGGAGGUACUUCGGUGCCGUUCCACGAGGACAGCUUGGCCGUCGGCACGUUCGCCGCCGCAGAGAAGGGACUGUUCGUCAGCAUGUCGGCUGGCAACUCCGGACCGAACUACACCACGAUGGAGAACGAGGCGCCCUGGAUGCUCACCGUCGCCGCGAGCACCGUGGACCGUUUAAUCCGCAGCACCGUGCGCCUUGGGAACGGACUCACCUUGGAUGGCGAGUCAGUGUACCAGCCAGAUUUCUCGGCGACCGUCUUGUACCCGCUGGUCUUCGCGGGCUCGAGCUCGACACCUGACGCCAAAUUUUGCGGCAACGGCUCCCUGGACGGCUUCAACGUCAAGGGCAAGAUAGUGCUCUGUGAGCGUGGCAACGACGUGCCGAGGCUUGCGAAAGGUGCCGAGGUGCUGAGAGCCGGAGGCGUUGGCAUGAUUCUGACCAACCAGUUCAUUGAUGGCUUCAGCACCCAAGCCGACCUGCACGUCCUCCCGGCGUCGCAUGUCAGCCACGCCGCCGGUGCGGCAAUCCUGAGCUACAUCAAGUCGACGGCGAGCCCGGUGGCGCAAAUCACCUUCGGAGGCACGGUCCUCGGCGCGUCCCCUGCCCCAAUAAUCACUUCCUUCUCCUCUCGCGGGCCCAGCACGCUGAACCCCGGAAUUCUCAAGCCGGACAUCACGGGCCCUGGCGUGAACGUACUCGCGGCCUGGCCAUUCCAGGAAGGCCCACCGUCGCUGGGAGAACAAACCGGGCCGACAUUCAGCUUUCAGUCCGGAACGUCAAUGUCUACACCACACCUCAGCGGUAUCGCCGCGUUGAUCAAGAGCAAGCACCCGGAGUGGUCGCCGGCAGAGAUCAAGUCGGCCAUCAUGACAAGCGCUGACAACACCGACCGCUCCGGCUCCGGCAUGCCAAUACUCAACGAGCAAAAUAUGGCUGCCGACUUAUUCACUAUUGGUGCCGGCCAUGUCAACCCAGAGAAGGCCAUGGACCCCGGUCUAGUAUACGACAUUACACCUGCCGACUACAUUGGCUUCCUCUGUGGCUUGUACAGGAACAACAAGAAUGUCUCGGUGAUCGCGCGUAGAGUGGUAGACUGUUCGGACAUCAAGGUGAUCCCGGAACGCAUGUUGAACUACCCAUCCAUCUCCGUCAUAUUUCCGCCAUCGUGGAAAUCAACAACUCCGAUUUUGGUGGAACGCACGGUGAAGAACGUCGGAGAGGUGCCAGCGGUAUACUACGCUCGGUUUGACCUGCAAGAACAUGAUAUCAACAUCAGCGUCGUGCCUGCAUCAUUACAUUUCACCAAGGCGAACCAGGUGAACACUUACACGGUGACCAUAUGGCCGACGAAGGGCAGUGCUUCCAUGGUGGUGCAGGGCGCGCUCCGAUGGGUGUCCGACAAGCACACUGUGAGGAGCCCCAUCUCAGUCAUGUUUGCCGGACAAUAG